Molecule: messenger RNA, 2366 nt
Organism: Prorocentrum cordatum
Lineage: Eukaryota; Dinophyceae; Prorocentrales; Prorocentraceae
Source: the annotation of a GenBank genome assembly
AUGGCGGCUGCGGGCCCGGCGGGCUCGAGGCAGUCCGGGCGCCCCAGCGGCAGCCCGAAGGGCGGCUCGCGGGCGCACGGCCGGGCCCCGAACCGGUCGCCCGACGGGAAGGCCCCGCACCGGUCGCCCGCGCGGACGCCCUCGCCAGUCGGGGUGUACCAGUGGGGCCACAGCCAGGAGGGCCCGUGGGCCGCGGCCGCGGGGCGGCAUUCCGCGGGCGGGAAGGGCGGCUCCUCCAUGGGCGGCGGCCUCGACCCCGCCCAGGCCUACGGGAUGGGCUCCUAUGGCACGGUGGCGGACUCCCCCAUGUUCCCGUUCCCGUGGCCCGGCCCGGACGCCAGCUACGGCAUGAUGGCGACCGGCUCCGGAGGCCUCGGCGGCGGCGUGGGCCCGAGGGCAGACGCACUGGGGGGCGAGGGCCACGGCGAGGGCGGGGGCCUCGGGGACGACGACCUGAUGAUGGACCCGCGCCUGUGGCAGCAGCAGAUGAUGAUGGCGGCGGCCAUGCAGGCCAACUGCAUGGGGGGCGUGGCCGCGGCGGAGGCGCAGGCGCUGUCGGCGGGCGAGGCGCCGGACCACGGCGCGGGUUGGGCCGGCGACGCGAGGCGGGCUCGGCCCCGCGGCAAGGACAGGCCCUCCGCGGACCCGGGCAGCGGCGCGGGCGCGUCGCCGUGGGCGCGGGGACCCGGCGAGGACAAGGGCGGCGCGGGGGGCAAGGGCGGGCGGCGGCGGGGAGGCGGGGGAGUCGGCGGCGCGGCUGGCGGCGGGGAGGAGCGGCACGGGGGCGGCGGUCACGGCGGGGGGGGCAAGUCCCGGCCUCCGAGCAACCCAGUGGUGGAGCAGCUCAAGGCGAGGCACGCGCAGGGGAACAUCGACCUCGGCAGCCUGGCGUCGCACAUAGGCGAGAUCGCGACGGAUCAGUACGGCUCCAGGCUGAUCCAGCAGAAGCUCGAGGUGGCCAGCGACGAGGAGAAGCAGCAGGCCUUCGCGGCGGUCCUCCAGCAUAUGUCCAUGCUCACUCAGGACGUGUUCGGCAACUACGUCAUCCAGAAGUUCUUCGAGCACGGCACCCCCGAGCAGCGCAGGAUGCUGGCGGAGCAGCUUCUGGGCCAAGUCCUGCAGCUGUCGCUGCAGAUGUACGGCUGCCGCGUGGUGCAGAAGGCGCUAGACUGGGUACCCAUAGAGCAGCAGGUGCUGCUGAUCGGCGAGCUCAAGGGCCACGUCCUGCCGUGCAUUGAAGACCAGCAUGGUAACCACGUCAUCCAGAAGUGCAUCGAGCGCCUGCCGACUGACCGGAUCGGCUUCAUCGUGGACUCCUUUCGGGACCAGGCGUGCCGCAUGGCGAAGCACUGCUACGGCUGCAGGGUCAUCCAGCGGUUGAUCGAGUUCUGCGCGUCGCAUCAGAUCUCGGCACUGCUCGACGAGGUUCUGCAGUCAUGCAUGGACCUCGCCGAGGAUCAGUACGGAAACUAUGUGGUCCAGCACGUGAUGGAGCACAGCAGUAGGCCUGGGGACAGACAGUCCAUCAUGCUGAAGGUGUGCGAGAACAUCCUCAAGCUGUCCUGCCACAAGUAUGCCAGCAACGUCAUCGAGAAGGCCUUGUCCUGUGGGACGAUAGAUGAGCGGUCUGCAAUCAUCUACGCGAUCGUCGGGGAGCAGGGGUCCACCCACUCGCCGCUUGUGACCAUGAUGAGCCACAGGUUCGGCAACUACAUCGUGCAGCGCGCAAUCCAGCUCUCUGCAGGGCCUCAGCGGAAUGCCCUCUUCUGGAAGCUGCACAAUGAGAUGCCGACUCUGAAAAAGUCAAAUACGUACGGGAAGCACAUCAUCUCAGCCCUCGAGGAGGCGCAGAACCCUAGGGUGGCUGCGGUCCCGAAGGCGAACUCUGCCGGCAGGCCUUCGCCCACGCGCGCCUAGUGACGCGCGGGGCCGCCCAGCGGUAGCAGCCCGAUGGCGCGUGGUGCCACUGCGCCAGCGGCCCGUGUUUCAUCCAGGGCAGCACAAGGCGGCGACGGGACAGGGAUGUUCUUCUUCCAUCCUUCUUUUGUGGGACGCGCCUGUCCGGCUUCUCCCUCGCCCCCUCCUGGCCUCCCGGGCCCGCGCGCUGUGCUGAGCACGCUGUACCGAGAGCCCUCCGGAAGCGCCGGAGGUUUGGGGAGGGUCGCCUUGCAUCUCCGCACUCCAGCGCUCUGAGCGCGACGCAUGGCCUGGUCUGCGCCGUAGAAGCCAUCGCGCGCCCGCGCGCCCGCCCGCCUGUUCCUCGAGUCUGCUUCACGUCGGUAACUCGCAGAGGGGUGACACCGCGCUUCGCGUGUCGCGGCGCGGGCUGGACAGCUGCCCUUCUCCGGGGCGGCUUAGCGAGGGCG